CUGAAAAUGAAAAGUAAUUGUCAAAUGAAAUAUGAAUAGAUUAUGCAGAUUAAUUUAUGAAUUAAGCAAAAGGAGUAACAGAAGAAGAAAAAAUAAUUGAACUGUUAAAUUAAAUUUAAGAUCAAAUAUUCACAUAAAUAUCAAAUGAUGUGAAUAAUAAACUAAUAAAAGAAUUAUAAAAAACAGGAAAUUUAGCACAACCAACUUAAUAACCUGAAUUUUUGAGAGUCACUCCAAAUGUUGAUGCUGAUUACAUGCAUUCUCAUAUAAAUUAUGCAAAAACUAUCUAAUAAAAUUAACCAAUGGAUAGACAAAAAUUUGAAUAAUUUGAUAAUAAGGAGAUUGUUAACUUUCCAAUUUAUGAACAAAAUUAUUUGGAUAUCAAUGCUAAUGCAAAGUUUUAUUAUCCUAAGACUUAACAAAAGGGAUUAAUUGAAACCCCUAAAUAAUUUGUGGAUUAAACUAAUGUUUAAAACUAUUUAAUAAAUUAAACAAAGGUUUAUGAUUUCAAUCAACCUGAAAUUAAAGUAUAUUAUUAUAUACAUUUAAGCAAAUAUAUCCUAGAAAUUUAGUUGACAAUAUGAUACCUACUCAUCCUGAACCAGAGUAUUUAAUAAAGUAAGAAUAAAAAUUUAAUUUUUCUUCUUAAAUUAAUUAAAUGGGUGGUCUAAUAAACUCAAUAGGACGUAUUAGAAAUAUUCAUAAAUAUAGCUAUGGCUUAAUCAUUAAAAUAAAAUGAAUAAAGACUAUUUUUAAAUACUCCUGAACAUUCUUUAUUGACAGGAGCACUUUAAGAAAAAAUUAAUCAUGUUCCUCCUCCUUUUGUUCCUGUACCUGCUCCUCCUCCUCCUGAUCCUUUUCUUACAAAUCCUUAAUAUAGACUUUAUGGAGUUUAAUAGGAAGCACCUUAAUUUAAUGUUUAAAGUUAUAUUCCAGAAAAAAAUUAAAUUUAACCUAGUAAGUUAACAGGAAAUUCUAAUAUACUUUAAGUUCCAUUUGAAAAACAAGAGUAUCAAGAAACUAGUAGAGUUUAAUCAAAAGUUUAGGAGGAUUUAAAACUUAAUUUUUUAGAUAGAGCAAGAUAAGAAAGAAAAAGAAGAGAAGAAAAAUUAUUAUAGUAGUGA
Paramecium sonneborni is the source of this 1124-nucleotide messenger RNA. The record is from the annotation of a GenBank genome assembly. NCBI's taxonomy places the organism in Eukaryota, Ciliophora, Oligohymenophorea, Peniculida, Parameciidae.